This is a messenger RNA of Arabidopsis arenosa, 893 nucleotides long. The record is from the annotation of a GenBank genome assembly. Lineage: Eukaryota; Viridiplantae; Streptophyta; Magnoliopsida; Brassicales; Brassicaceae.
CAUCGCUUCUCAAAAUUUUCUUCAAAGAACAAAUCUCUUCUCCCAAAUCUAAAUCUUCUUCUCUCUUCGUUUCCAUAAAGAUGUCUUCGAAGAAGAUUGUGUUGAAGAGUUCCGAUGGUGAAUCUUUCGAGGUUGAUGAGGCGGUGGCUCUCGAGUCACAGACCAUAGCCCACAUGGUUGAAGACGACUGCGUCGACAACGGAGUCCCUCUUCCCAACGUCACGAGCAAGAUCCUCGCGAAGGUGAUCGAGUAUUGCAAGAAGCACGUUGAGGUUGCUGCCGCCAAGACCGAGGCCGUCGAUGGUGCCACCUCCGAUGAAGACCUCAAGAACUGGGACACUGAGUUUAUGAAGAUCGAUCAGGCUACCCUCUUUGAACUCAUUCUGGCUGCUAAUUACCUGAACAUCAAGAACUUGCUUGACCUAACAUGUCAGACAGUGGCCGAUAUGAUCAAAGGGAAGACUCCAGAAGAGAUCCGCACAACGUUCAACAUCAAGAACGACUUCACACCCGAGGAAGAAGAGGAGGUGCGCAGAGAGAACCAAUGGGCUUUUGAAUGAUGAUUGAAACUUGAGAGAGAAUCAAAAGCAGCAAGCAACCAAUGUUUCUUCUUCCUUAUGUUUAUUGCCGUUUUCAAGUGUUGCUUUUAAUAGUCAUGACUAUGUUCUCUUCCCUCUUCUUGCUUUCUUUCAAGAAUCAAUGUUUUUUACUCUUUUGUUGGAUGGAUAAUUUGUGCUUUUAGAAGAUUUUAAAAGAGUGGUGUUGGUUUGUCUUGCAAAUAUCUUCUUAUUCCUUUUCUUUCCACUUCUGUAACUCUUCCUUUUGUGUCUCUUCUUCCAAGUUCCAUGGCAUUAGAUGAGGUGGUCUGAGUUGAAUCAAUUGAUCGCCACUUU